AUGUCGUCGCCAGACCGUCAACGCAGCGUCUCGCGCGGCCGCGCACGCACACCAGCCCGCCCCGCUACAGCAGCAGCAGACGAAGACGAAGACACGCGACGUUCGCGAUCCUACUCGGACGACAAAAUGAACGGCACACGAGACCGCAGUCCCUCGCGCACGCCUUCACGCGACCGCGACCGAGACCGAAGCUACAGCCGCUCUCCCACGCGCUCACCCCCCAACAAACCACGCAGCGCCAAAAUCGUGAUCGAAAAGCUCACCAAAAACGUCAACGUCGGACACCUACGCGAGAUCUUCAGCACUUACGGCUCCAUCCAGGAACUCGAAAUGCCCAUGAACAAACACUUUAUGACGAAUCGAGGGAUUGCGUACGUGUUGUAUUCGCAGCCGAGUUAUGCGGAGGCUGCUAUCAGCAACAUGCAUGAGGGGCAGAUUGAUGGGGCGGUGAUUUCGGUCAGCAUUGUUCUGCCGAGGAGGAGGUUUUCGAAUAGUCCGCCGCCGAUGAGGCCGCCGCCGAAUCGCUUUGGGGAGCCCCAUCGACAUCGUGAGGGACCGCCGGGGCCGCCGAUGGGGAGGGGACCGCCGCAGGGGGAUAGGUAUGGACGUCCGCCUCCGCCGAGUCGAGGGUCGCCGAGCUAUGGUGCUGGCCCGAGAGGUGGUAGGCGGAUGAGUCCUGGGCCGAGGCAUGCUGGACGGGGAGGAGGUGGAGGAGGAUACCGAGAUCGGUAUGAUGACCGUAGAGACUACCGGCCGCGCAGUUAUUCGACGUCUCCGCCGCCGCCAAGGAGAGGAAGCCCGCCAAGAAGAUCGCGUAGUCCACGAUACUCAAGUCGGAGUCGCAGUCCUACGCCUCCGCGGCGCAGUCCAGCAAGAGGAGGCGGCGGCGGCGGCGGCGGCAGACGGAGACGAAGCUAUUCGAGGUCGAGUUACAGCAGCCGGAGCCGGAGUCGGAGCCAGAGUAGAGGCCGAGGAAGGUGA
Molecule: messenger RNA, 981 nt
Organism: Lecanosticta acicola
Lineage: Eukaryota; Fungi; Ascomycota; Dothideomycetes; Mycosphaerellales; Mycosphaerellaceae
Source: the annotation of a GenBank genome assembly